AUCCAUGCAUAAUUAUUAUACAGACAACACUCAUCUGUAGGAUCUCCUUUCCUUUAUUGAUACCUUUUUUUCGCUUUCAAUCUAUACUAUAUUAUGUCUAUUACUUUACACGAUUUAAUUUAUUAUCCUAGAACUAUUGGCUUAUUUGCAAAUGGUGUAUUUACUGGCCUCGGUAUCUGUAUGAACUUUGUUAGUGUUCCUUCCAUUAAAGCUACAAACGAUCCUUUACCUGUAUUUUACAAGACUUAUUCAAGGGCGUCCAAAAUUGCCAUUUUAAAUAUUGCUGUAAGCACUGUUUGUAAUGCUAUAUGUUAUUAUCGCACUUCAAAGAUAAACUUCCUCUAUGCCAGUGUAUUGUCUUUUGCUAGUGCCCCUUUUACUUUAAUUUUUAUCGCUCCUAUAAAUAAUCAAUUAUUUGAGAUGGAAAAACAAGGCAGUAGUUAUGAUCGCAAGAAGGUAUAUGCAUUGAUAAAUAAGUGGGAUAGACUCCAGUACUUUAGAACUAUUUCUGGGACUGCAGCUUUCAUUCUUAAUCUUCUUUAUCAUUAAAUAUAAAUAUAUAAAUAAAUAUCUUUACGUAUAAUAAAGCUCUCGUUUUCAU
This is a messenger RNA of Cokeromyces recurvatus, 601 nucleotides long. RefSeq lists its product as uncharacterized. The transcript has a single exon. Bases 94 to 549 code for a protein of 151 amino acids. The record is from RefSeq and is a predicted model, not a curated record. Lineage: Eukaryota; Fungi; Mucoromycota; Mucoromycetes; Mucorales; Mucoraceae.